AGCACGCCCUCACCCACCCGCCUUCCCUCCGUGUUUUUGGGGCUGGCAGGGCAAAACCCCAGGUCCUUCAGGACGUCUGUGCUGGAGCUUCCCCUGCUCCUCCGUGCCGGCAGGGCUUCUCCCCACAUGGAGGAGAAAUGGGCCUCGUGAGUACCCAGGAUCUAUUAGGAGCUGCUCUCGUCUGCCUCCACGAAGAGCGCCGUUGGGAAUACAGCGACGCCUCUUGGAUAGCGACGGGAUGGAGGGAGGCACACGUGGACAGGCGCAGCAGGAGUGCACGGUGUUCGUCACGGGCACGGCACAGCCCCGCCGGGAUCGGUGCGGAGGUGGCUCCCCGUGAGGACACAGGGACACCCCCUUCCAGGACUGCCUCCCCUUCCUUCCCCCAGCUCCUCCCUGCUGCCCGAUCGCCUGCCACAUUUCCAGGGAUCUGCAGGAGGAUCCAGGGCUGGGAGCCAGGAGGUUCCUCACUGCGCGGGGCUGGCGAGCGUGACGGCAAUGGGGAUGCGGACGAGGGACCCUGCAUGAACCCUGGCUGCUGGCGGCAUACUCGGGGCACAGCUUGUUGGGGACGGGGCUGCAGGGGCUCCUUGGGGUGGGGACAGACCCCGCAGUGCCCAGGCUGGCUGCUGAUGUCUCCCCGUGCCCCGCCAGCAGGACUGCUCCCCUAGUGCCGGCGCGGAGGCUCGCUCGUCUCACCAUGGUGCUGCCGCCGCCCGACAAGCGCCACGUCUGCCUGACCACCAUCGUCAUCAUGACCAGCAUGGCCUUCAUGGACGCCUACCUGGUGGAGCAGAACCAGGGGCCCCGCAAGAUCGGCGUCUGCAUCAUCGUGCUGGUGGGGGACAUCUGCUUCCUCAUCGUGCUGCGCUACGUGGCCGUGUGGGUCGGGGCCGAGGUGAAGACGGCCAAGCGGGGCUACGCCAUGAUCCUGUGGUUCCUGUACAUCUUCGUGCUGGAGAUCAAGCUGUAUUUCAUCUUUCAGAACUACAAGGCGGACAAGAAGAACCUGGAGACGGUGGCCAGGAAAGCCCUGACCCUGCUCCUCUCCAUCUGCGUGCCGGGGCUCUACCUGGUGCUGGUGGCCUUGGACAGCAUGGAGUACAUACGGACCUUCAGGAAGAAGGAGGACUUGAGGGGGCGCCUCUUCUGGGUGGCCCUCGACCUGCUGGACAUCUUGGACAUCCAGGCCAACCUGUGGGAGCCGCACAGGACCGGCCUGCCCAUCUGGGCGGAGGGGCUCAUGUUCUUCUACUGCUACAUCCUCCUCCUGAUCCUGCCCUGCGUGUCCCUCAGUGAGAUCAGCAUGCAAGGGGAGCACAUCGCCCCCCAGAAAAUGAUGCUCUACCCCGUCCUCAGCCUGGUCACCAUUAACAUCGUCACCAUUUUCAUCCGGGCCAUCAACAUGGUCCUGUUCCAGGACAGCAGGGUCUCCACCAUCUUUAUCGGCAAGAACAUCAUCGCCAUCGCCACGAAGGCGUGCACCUUCCUGGAGUACAAGCGGCAGGUGAAGGAGUUCCCGCAGAACGCCAUCGCCCUGGAGCUGCAGCAGAACUCCCUGUCCCACAACCAGACGGUGCACAGCACGCAGGGCAUCCCCCACGAGCCGUCCCCCGCCAGCGAGAUCCUGGACACAUGACGGGUGCCGCUGAGGGCGUCGGUUCAGACAGCCCCCGAGG
This is a messenger RNA of Oxyura jamaicensis (ruddy duck), 1679 nucleotides long. RefSeq names its product transmembrane protein 121. The record is from RefSeq and is a predicted model, not a curated record. The coding region runs from base 701 to 1639 and encodes 312 amino acids. The transcript has 2 exons. NCBI's taxonomy places the organism in Eukaryota, Metazoa, Chordata, Aves, Anseriformes, Anatidae.